CAAAAGCACAGCUCAGCUACAGAUACAGCCGUGAAAGCAGUGAAAAGUGGUGGAGGAUAUUCUUUUGUGAAGAAGAAGUGAGCGAUUCGCGACCAAGCAAGUGAAAAAAAAAGAAAUAAAAAUCAAAUUUUUGCCUGUCUUUGUCAGAAUCAAAGGAAUUUUUGCAAGGAAUACCAAACAACAAGCAAUAAUCACGUAAAAUUUUAGCCAGAAAUUAAAUUUUCUUCGAGUGUUUUUCGUGUGUGUCUAUCCUGUGUUCUCGUUACAACACACAUCGCAUACACACACACCACAAACACACACACACACGCGAUCCGUUUCCGUUUUUUAGCCAAAAACGCGAUAAAAAAAGAGGAAAAGUUAAACAAAGGUUAGCGAAUCUCGGUGACGAAAAUCGGAAAAUCCUUGGAAUUCGAAUAUUCGACGUCCGAUACGGAAAAAAUUGAACGGCGGUCAAUCGGUAGUAGAGUUAUUACGGUGUUACGUGAUCACACAAAUUUUUCAUUGUAUAUGCCACAAUCAUACAGCCUUCUAUGCUGAGCAAACAAAGACUCUCUACAAUUUUCCGUACACUUGCAUCAUAAACGUGCGAGUGAGUGAUAUACGGUAAAAAAAAACAUCAAAAUAUAUACAACAAAAAAAUAGUUUUACAUAAUAAUUACAUUACCCGAAAAAAAAAGAAUCCAAUGAAAAUUCAAAUAUAACAAAAAAAAAAGUGAACUCGGAAAAAUAAAAGUCAUUGUAUGUGUUCUGCCACAAGCAAAGUGUUUCUCAAACAAGUGUGAUUUUCUCAAAAAGUAGAAAAUAACAACAAAAAAUAGUCUUUAAAUAAAUCUCUAACAAAAAAACCGAACAAAUCAAAAAAUACAUAAAAAAUGGCAGAUAAAAAGCAAGUGGAACAGCAGUACUACAGUCGACCUCCCAAACUCGGGAAAUGGGAAGGAUUCAAACAGUUUUUAUGGAACAGCGAAACUAGCCAAUUCAUGGGCCGAACAGGCUCUAGUUGGGCAAAAAUUCUCUUUUUCUACGUGUGCUUUUAUGCUUGCCUAAUUGGAUUUUUCGCUGGACUAUUGGCUGUUUUCUAUCAAACAUUAGAUUAUAAAAUGCCCAAAUGGCAAUUAGAUAAUGGAUUGAUUGGUGCAAAUCCAGGAUUGGGCUUCCGACCAAUGCCCCCAGAGUCAAAUGUUGAAAGUACACUUAUCUGGUUCAAACACAGCGAUGCUAAGAAUACCAAAUACUGGGUUGAUGAAGUCAAUAAUUUCUUGAAACCAUACAGAGAGGCAGCUGAGAAGAAGGCCGACAAUCGCGUUGAAUGUUCAUUCGAUAACCCACCCACAGAUGAGAAAGUUUGCAACAUCAACAUCGAUAAAUUUGAUCAAUGCACACCAAAGCACAACUACAGCUAUCCCAAAGGAAAGCCAUGUGUAUUUUUGAAGUUGAACAAGAUCUACAACUGGCGACCAACUUUGUACAACAACUCGAAGGAAUUGCCAGAAAAGAUGCCACAACACUUGAAGACUUUCAUUGAAAGCGAGGAACGACGAGGUGGAGCGAAUAGCAAAAAUACAAACAUGGUUUGGAUAUCGUGCGAGGGCGAGAACCCAGCCGAUGUUGAGAACAUUGGCUCGAUACAGUACAUCCCACGAAGAGGAUUCCCAUCCUAUUAUUUCCCCUAUUUGAAUCAACCUGAUUAUUUGCCGCCACUAAUUGCCAUUUAUUUCGAAAACCCAAAACAGGGUGUUCUUAUCAACAUUGAAUGCAAGGCAUGGGCACGUAACAUCCAUCACGAUCGUACCGAACGAAGAGGAUCAGUUCACUUUGAAUUAAUGGUUGACUAAAUAUAUGCGAGGCAUUAUUAUAGCAACAACAACAACAACAACCGCAAGAACUUUAACAAAUACAGCAACAAACUGAACAUCUUUAAGGUAGUAGAAGAAAAAAAAGAAGAAGAAGUAAAAAAUGAUGAAAAUAAUAAAAACGUAUCAUCAUCAUCAUCUGUCACACGAAAAUUGUUGCAAAACGUUAUUAAAUUUCUGAUGAUAAUAUUUGCCGCAGAACUUUGUUUGCUUUUACUACUAAACAUAAUAAUAUUAGUUUUAUUACAACUACUAAAGUUAAAAUUUAUAGAUUUAAUAAGAACAACAAAUAAUAAUGAACGACAAGUAAGUAAUAAUAAAAAUUAUAAAUUUGGUUCAAUUGAAUCAAUGAUAAUAAUGAGUUGCAAAAGUUCAUGAUAUCAAGGGUCAGCAGCAGCAACAACACCCCUCUGCGCAUGUAACAUUGGAGAUAUUAUUUAAAGUUUAAUAAUUUAUACAUAUGAAUAAAAAAAAUAUGAUAAAAACAUUUUCCACACAUAACUUACAAGCUUGUUAUAAAUAAAUUUUAACUUUAUCGCCAGAUUUGUUAAAGUCAAAUUAAGUACCUAUAUAGAAAAAUACGCAAAUUCUAUGCAGUACGACUACUUUAGUAGAAGAGAGAGUGCAUUAAACAAAUAAGCAUACUAAAAAAUAAAUAGUGUAUAGAUAUCAUAAUAAAAAAAACGAUAAUUUCAUAUAGAACUUCAGAAAAAAAAGAAAUAAUAUAAAAAAUGGAAAGUAAGUCAAAUUGGAUAAAUGACAAAGGGAAAAGGUACAUCAUACGGUUAUUGUCUAUUUUUACUUUAAUACAAAACAACAAAAUUUAACCGAAAAAAAAUUAA
This is a messenger RNA of Culicoides brevitarsis, 2698 nucleotides long. RefSeq names its product sodium/potassium-transporting ATPase subunit beta (gene nrv3). Gene Ontology annotation, biological process: potassium ion import across plasma membrane; sodium ion export across plasma membrane; intracellular sodium ion homeostasis. The coding region runs from base 876 to 1838 and encodes 320 amino acids. The transcript is spliced from 8 exons. NCBI's taxonomy places the organism in Eukaryota, Metazoa, Arthropoda, Insecta, Diptera, Ceratopogonidae. The record is from RefSeq and is a predicted model, not a curated record. Gene Ontology annotation, molecular function: ATPase activator activity. Gene Ontology annotation, cellular component: sodium:potassium-exchanging ATPase complex.